AUGGCUUCGCUCCCAGAUUUUCCACCGUUUAAUGUACACGAGGACUCUAAUGCUGGCCCAAGAUGGAAAAAGUGGCUCACGAGAUUCGAACGGCUACUUUGCGGACUUAACAUCACAGCUGAUAAAAGAAAAACAGCUUUGCUCUUGCACUACGCUGGCCCUGAUGUCGAUGAUAUCUACGAUACUCUGCCGACUAGCAGCAACGAAGACUACAAAACCGUAGUGGAAAAGCUCAACCAGUACUUCUCACCUCAAACUAAUGUGGCUUUCGAAGUUUUUAAUUAACUUCCGCCAAGCGAAACAGAAACCCGACGAGUCUCUUGAUUCUUAUCAUACUCGAUUACGCCAUCUUUCUCAAACGUGCGAAUUUAGCGACCCCGCUAAAGAGAUCAACGACCAUAUUAUUUUGACCUGUACGUCCAACUCUUUACGCCGACGAGCCCUUCGUGACAAUCUUGAUCUACCGAACCUGAUGAAGACCGGCAGAGCCAUCGAACUAAGCGAAAAACAAGCCAGCCAAGUCGAGCAACAAGAAUUCUCAAGCGUAAAUUCAGUUCGUCACGGAAAUAUACAACAGCCAAAUACGGAAGCCACAGACCCCCCAAGAUCGCGUUUUGAGAACCAACGAUUACGUAAUUUCAGAGGCGCUGAGCAAUCUCGUGCCAGAGAAACCUGUGGAAACUGCGGUGGGACAUACCCGCAUAUCAGAGUUUGCCCAGCAAGAGGCAAGGACUGCAAAUCUUGUGGGAAAAUCGGACAUUUUGCCCGGGUUUGCCGCACCAAACCCCCAUCAUCACAGCAUGUAAAGAAUGUCACCCAUACCCGCCCCCAGUCUCCACCCGAUUCUGACUCCGAACCAGACUAUGCUUUCACAAUCGCAAAUCUCUCUGGAACACCCGCAUCACCAAAGUGCCAUGUAAACAUUGCAGGGCACAGCGUAUCCGUCAUGAUAGACUCUGGCGCUUCUGUCAAUAUCCUCGAUGACGCCACCUUUAACAAAAUUACCCGCAACAAAGGAAUCAGUCUUGAACAAACAAACCACAAAAUUUAUUCCUAUGGAUCACUACGUCCACUACCACUAAAAGGAGUUAUCAAAACCAACAUUUCCACUGAUUCUAAGCACCUUUCUGCCCAAUUCCAUGUAGUUCACGGGAACUCUGGAAAUCUGCUAAGCUACACCACCGCCUGCCAACUCAACUUGCUCAAAGUUACGAUCAACAGCACUACCCAUCACAUACCAUCAACUAAUCAGUAUCCCCCAGAGUUCGAAUGCCUCUUCUCUGGCAUUGGAAAGCUAACUGGUAAAACUGGUAAACUGCACAUUGAUCCUGAUGUUUCCCCCAAACAACCACCCUCCACCUGA
This is a messenger RNA of Paramuricea clavata, 1363 nucleotides long. NCBI's taxonomy places the organism in Eukaryota, Metazoa, Cnidaria, Anthozoa, Malacalcyonacea, Plexauridae. The record is from the annotation of a GenBank genome assembly.